AUGUCCGACGCUGACCAGCUGAGAGAGCUUACCCAAUUCCUGCGGGAUAAGAAUCCAAGCGUGCGCCAGAUUGCGCUCGCAAACCUCCUGACCCAGACGCCCAAAGGAUCUCCUCAUCGAGAUCUUUUCUACUCAGGUUUGCAGACGGGUGGUCUGCAAGAAAAGCACGAAAAUGAUAUCAUAAGAGACAUCAAAAUAUUGUGUAGAGACCAGCUGUUGACGGCGCACGACGCAUUCCGGGCUCUGGUCAAUCUGUCAGAAAACUCCCUGCUCAUCAAUACACUAUCUGAUCCUGCCUUCCUGAAUUUUGUUGUCUCAUACAUCCUUAACUUCCAAGCCACCCUCGCGGAUCUUGCGUCAAUGCUACUGUCGAACGUGACCGCCCACGGGGGCGCAUGUAAUGUGCUUCUGUCACUGAAGGUUUCAGUACUUCCCGAUCCGAAGUCACCGAUCAAGGUCUUUCCUGUCGAUUCUCGUUCCAUGACCUGCCCAGCGCCCGUGCCAUAUCCAUCGAGCGAGCCGAAGGAGGUUCUCGCCCUGCCUCUGCUUGUCGACGCCUUUGUCAAGGCUGCCAGUGUAACCGAAGAGCGAGAAAAACGCCUCUUCAAGGGCGACCUGCACUUCCUAGCGAGCGUGUUUGCAAACAUCAGCACGGUUCCAGUAGGACGUGCAUUCUUCCUCACACCAAGAUCGAUUGAUCCAUUGAACGAGGACGCUGAUCUGGAGUAUCCCUUGUCCAAGAUCGUUGCCUUCACGGAACACAAGGAUACGAUCAGACGCGGUGGCGUUGCAUCCACAAUCAAAAACUGCGCUUUCCAGACAUCGGCUCAUCGCGCCCUCCUGACGGAGGACACCGACAAGGUUGUGGUACCUCCUUCAACAGUAGAGGCCCCUGGCAUUAAUGUCCUGCCCUACGUGCUUCUCCCGCUCGCCGGUCCGGAAGAGUUUGAUCUCGAAGAUCAAGAGAAGCUCCCCCCCGCGCUACAAUUCCUUCCACCGACCAAGGUGCGCGAACCAGACCCCGUCCUUCGGCAGACACAUGUAGAAACCCUUCUAUUGCUCUGCACGACACAUUGGGGACGCGAAUACCUACGGAAUCACGGUGUAUACGAGAUUGUCAGGGCCCUGCAUGAAAACGAAGAGGUUGUAGUAGUCGCAGAGCACGUGUUACGUCUCGUCAAUCUGCUCAAGCGAGAGGAGGGCGAUGAUACCGUCCACGAUGGGGCUGACGUCCUCGCACCCUCAACCCAAGAGGUAUCUGAUGACGAAGAUACCAAGAUAGAAGAGCUCUAACUGUACGAAGCUGUACAACGACGUCCAAAUGUAGCUCAUACCUUAG
Dichomitus squalens LYAD-421 SS1 is the source of this 1339-nucleotide messenger RNA. RefSeq lists its product as uncharacterized. The record is from RefSeq and is a predicted model, not a curated record. The coding region runs from base 1 to 1293 and encodes 430 amino acids. Lineage: Eukaryota; Fungi; Basidiomycota; Agaricomycetes; Polyporales; Polyporaceae. The transcript is spliced from 8 exons.